GUAUUAGUAAGCUAAUAAUUUUCACAUUACUUCAUUUUCUUAUCAAAUUAAAUAUUUUCAUUAUAAUUACUAUUACUGUCCUUUUUUAACUGAGGAAAUUAAAAGUCCAACAUAUUUAGUAACUUGUCCAAGAAUAUGGAGCUAAUAACUUGUAGGACCAAGAUUCAAAUUGAGCUCAUACUAUAAAAGCAGUAUGUAUCUCUUUUCCCUGUUAUACCGCCUUCUAAAUAGAGGUGGUGUUUUUAAACAAGUCUGAAGCAGGUUAGUCAUUCCAUGAAGUUAAACCUGUCAGCUGAACAGCAGAAACGCAGCAGAUCUAAAACUUGCCUUCCUCCUCUUGUCUUCAUACACUAUAUGGUUCUCUGUGCCCCUACCUCCAUUUCUACCCAACCUGCACACAUAACCACUCCUGGCUCUAGUUGAGAGAAAACCAAAAUGGACACACACCUUCUGUUAUGUUCCCUAAUUUGAUGUAAACCAGUCUAAAAUAUAUUAAGUCACAACACUUCUACUGUAUUCUUCCAGUGUCAAAUAAGAUCAUUUGAGGAUAGCUUUCUCUAUAGGGACCAAGUCCAUAAUACCUUCUUCAGUGGUCACCUAAUUGUAGACCUCAGAGCAGCAGCGGCACCUGGGAAGUUGUCAGAAGUGCAAAUUCUCCACCCUGCCCCAAACCUACUCAAUCAGGAACUUUCUGACUGGGGCCCUGAAUGUGUUCUCCUUCUGUACUUCAAGCCCUCCAGGUCAUUCUGAUACAAACUAAAGUUUGAGAUCCACUGGCACAUUCCACUUCCAACUGUUUCAUAGCUAAACUCUUAAGUCUCAUCUGUGGGGUGAAAGGAGAUUCUUCCUCAGGAUCCAGUUGAGCAGGGACCUUUCUCCAGAUGAAGGUGCUCUGAACUGAGGAGGGUGGCAUUUGUAAUUCAGCCCAUGAAGAGAUGUGUAAACUUAAGGCUUCACGAGGCAUUCUCAUAAGGUCUCCUCCACGAGGGGGGCAGCGGGCUCCGCCCACUUACCCAGCCGCAGAGCAGGUCUCCGUGGAGCCCCGGACCCAUCCAACCCAUUCCGGACACUAAGAGACUACAGGUUCCAGCAUGCCGCGCGCGCACAGACGGCUGCCCCAGAGCUCCCCGCGCUGCCGCAGGGCUCCGGAACCGCACGAGGUUUGUGGGCUGGCGGCCCGGAAGGCAAUGGCAGUGGCCACCACGACGGCGUUUCUGGCCGCCCUGGGCGGGGUGCUCUGGCUGGCCGUCCGGCGGCUCGUGGGGCGCGGGGUACCGCGAUUACACGGAGGCGCGGAACCCGGUCUCAUGCGCGGGAAGACGGUGCUGAUCACCGGCGCGAACAGCGGUCUGGGCCGCGCCACGGCCGCCGAGCUGCUGCGCCUGGGCGCGCGGGUGAUCAUGGGCUGCCGCGACCGCGCACGCGCCGAGGAGGCGGCCGGCCAGCUGCGCCGCGAGCUCGGCGGUCCGGAGGAGGAGGACGCGGCCGGGGCGGGCCAGCUGGUCGUCAAGGAACUGGACCUCGCCUCGCUGCGCUCGGUGCGCGCCUUCUGCCGUGAGCUGCUGCAGGAGGAGCCAAGGCUGGAUGUCUUGAUCAAUAAUGCAGGGGUCUUCCAGUGUCCGUAUAUGAAGACCGAAGAUGGGUUUGAGAUGCAGUUCGGAGUGAACCAUCUGGGACAUUUCCUUCUCACCAAUCUUCUGCUUGGACUUCUUAAAAGUUCAGCUCCCAGCAGGAUUGUGGUUGUUUCUUCCAAGCUCUAUAAGUAUGGAGACAUCAACUUUGAAGACUUAAACAGUGAAGCAAGCUAUAAUAAAAGUUUCUGUUAUAGUCGGAGCAAAUUGGCAAACAUUCUUUUUACUAGAGAGCUAGCCCGCCGCCUAGAAGGCACCAAUGUUACUGUCAAUGUGUUACAUCCUGGUAUUGUACGGACUAAUCUUGGCAGGCACAUACACAUUCCACUACUGGCUAAACCACUUUUCAAUUUGGUGUCAUGGGCUUUCUUCAAAACUCCACUAGAAGGUGCCCAGACUUCCAUCUAUUUAGCCUCUUCACCUGAGGUAGAAGGUGUGUCAGGAAAGUACUUCGGAGAUUGCAAGGAGGAAGAAUUAUUACCCAAAGCUAUGGAUGAGUCGGUAGCGAGAAAACUCUGGGAUAUUAGUGAAGUGAUGGUUGGCAUAUUAAAAUAGCCAAGUAGUAAGAGCUGCUUAUAAAAACAUAUCUAUGGUCAGGAAUGGUGUGAAUUGAAGCAACUUGAAAAAUUUUGGUUCUGUAAUAGCACUGCUAAGAGCUACCUGUGGAUAUGUUGAAGUUAUUAUAAAGUUAUUUUUGGAUAAUUUCUGCAAAUAUGUUUGAAAUACAUAAGUUUAAUGAGCAAUACAAGCACAUUUUAAGUAGUAAUUGGGCAAGUAUAGAUUACAAAUUUCAUAACAAAGUAUCCUGAGAAGGUUAUCAAGUAUCUUUGAGUUUCAUGGCUAAAGUGUUAAGUAUUUCUACUACAAUGCUGAUUUUUUUGUGCGAUUGGGGAGGAAACCUGCCUGGUUUGUGCACCCAACUCUUAACUUGGAAUAAAUUUACUGAUGCACAUUC
Messenger RNA from Chinchilla lanigera (long-tailed chinchilla), 2586 nucleotides. RefSeq names its product retinol dehydrogenase 14 (all-trans/9-cis/11-cis) (gene Rdh14). The record is from RefSeq and is a predicted model, not a curated record. The coding region runs from base 1092 to 2186 and encodes 364 amino acids. Lineage: Eukaryota; Metazoa; Chordata; Mammalia; Rodentia; Chinchillidae. The transcript has 2 exons.